Messenger RNA from Xyrichtys novacula (pearly razorfish), 10320 nucleotides. The record is from the annotation of a GenBank genome assembly. Lineage: Eukaryota; Metazoa; Chordata; Actinopteri; Labriformes; Labridae.
ACUUCAGAGGUUUCAAAACAGUUCCAGGACAAACUGUUAUCCUCUUGUGUUUUCCAUCUACGCGUGUGGAAGUACACAGAAAUAAUUUUAUGAUCAUUUGGCUGCUUUUGCUGAUACGGAUAACUUUCGGGCUAAAGUCUUUAAAAUUCAGGGAAAAGAAAAGUGGCUUUUAGGAGAGUAGAGGAGGAUUCAAGGAAAAAGGAAAGGAAGCGAACGUGUCCUGCAGAGCUGCGCAGACUGGCGAGUCCUCGACGUCAAGACCUGCAGGCUGCCAGUGAGUCUGUAAAGUAAAGUGCUGGAAAACCAGGUGAGUUGUUCAUUUAACUUCACUUUAUAUUCAGAGGAAUGGUUUUGUGACCGAUGCAUAUUUAAAUGUUUGAGUUUUAGCUGUUUUGACAAGGUAAAAUAGAAGUUGUGUCGUUUCAUUUUGGGGAAAUAUCGUUGCAAAAUAGAAAAAACUCACUGCUGAUUUAAGAUUGACAGUAAAAGAAGAAAACGGGCCGUGGUCAGUGAUAUCUCAUCGCUGUCUGGAUGUGGUUUGCUUAUAUAAAUUGGACUUAAAAAUGUGUCUGCCACAUUUUAGCAGAAUCAACAUACUCUUGUUUUUGUAGACUGAAUGGUUCACCCCCUCAGUUAGUUCCAGAAAACCCCGUCAAGCUCUGCUGGCAGGUUGUUGAACUCUAUUAACAGUGGUCUAUUAUAUCAUUGCAUUAGCACGCCAAGUGACUGUCCAAGCCUGGCCUCUCGUGGGUGGCUCUUUGAACUUUGGUCUCCAUAGAUAAAAUAGUUAUAGAUAGGUAACCAUACAUGAAUGCAGUGGAAGAGUGCAAUGAUAUUGUGGGGGUGUGUGUUUACAUGCCUGUAGCUCUGUUGAAUAAGAAAGGCUUUGUCAUGCAUGUAACUGAGGGGCCAAGUCUUUAGUUAAUCCUGUCUGCAUGCCACAAAAACAACAGUGACACUUUUGUUUGACUGGUCCCACAUUUUUCACCCAACUCAUGACUGAUUAUAUUAUGAAGUCCCAACAAAUAAUACAUCACCAGCUGACUAAGUCACUGACAUGAGGAAAAGGGGUUCAGCUAUUUCUGUGACCUUUGCACUGCAAACUUUCAAAGUUCAUUGACCUACAGGCCCAGUUUUAGGCUGUUGCUAAUACUAAUAAUAAUAAAUUUAUUGGUAUAGCACUUUAAAAACAGAAGUUCACAAAGUGCUUUGACAUAUAGUCAUAAAGCACAUGGACUAGACAGAUAAAAACAGUUAAAAAUAAAAUAGUUAAGCAAAUGCAAUUAAAAGGGGGGUCGAAAGCAGAAACAGGAUAGUAAAUAUAAAAGGCAAUAUCAACAAUGAGAGUAAAAUAAUAGCAGGUUAUACUGAUAAUAAUAGUAAUGAUAAAAUAGAGCAACAGAAAUGAGGAAGUAUCGAGAGUACAAGAGUAUAAGAGUACAAGUAUAACAAAAGCUAAAAAGACAGUAAAGCCAAAAUAAGAUAUAGUGUAAUGUAUUACUUAUUCUUAUUUCAUUAAUUUAUUCAUUCAUUUGAUGAAAAUAUUGCUGAUGACAAUAAGUUUGGGGUGCACAAUAAAAAACAACAUCGCAAAUCCUUAAACAUAUCAAAUGUAAGAGUGUAAUAAAUGCAUAUAAUGUAACAAAUAAGAUUAACAAACAUAAUUGACUCAGAUAAAAAAAAAAUAUCCUGGUAAUGUGAAAUAUCUUUGGGUGAAUAUAUCGGCUUAUAACAUUAAUAACUUACCCUGUUUCUUAUGUUUCUGCUUGUUCAUCUCCUCUCCUCUUGCACAGACUCUAAGCACCAUGUUCACAGAGGUGCUGGUUGCUGUGGUGAUUGGAGGAGUGAUCUUUUUCCUGUUUCAGAGGAGUAAGAGGCAGGUUCUGAAGACAGAAGACGGUUGGUGGGGAGCUGGAGCACCGCCUGAGGAUGGGGAGGAUGUCACCAUCAGGCCUUUUAAGAUCACCACCUGUGAUGAAGAGAUGGAGGUUUGUCAUCAGUAAUGAACUACAUGCAGAAUGUUGUUUGGUAUCCCAAAUCUGUGUACAAUUUAUAUCAGUAUUAAUGGAGUCGCUACCCAUGCCAGGGGCAGCCAUGCAGCCCUGUACCAUCACAGAUGCUGGUAUUUGAAAUGUGCUCCAAUAACAAGCCGCCUCUACAGGGAAGACGGUUUAGCAUCUUGGAUUUCCAAAAAGAAAGUCAAAUUUUGAGUCACCUUACUGAAGGAUGGUUCUCCACUUCCACUUUUCUAAUGAAAAACCAUUCAGGCAUUUCCACUGCAGGGUUAUGCCUGUUUUUUUUUUAGUAUAUUUUCUUUUAUUUCUUUCAAUCUUUUUAUGAUUUAAGGUUUCUGGAACAGUGCUGUCCUAAGACUCCCAUUAUCCUGAAAUCUUUAAACUAUUCGCUCAUGUACUGUCUCACAGAGGUGAACCUUUCCCAUCUUCCUUUUAAAAAACUUAGAAAAUCUGAAAGCCCUUUUGUACCGGUUAGGUUUUUUUUUUGCAUCACACAACUUGUCAAUAUGUUUUUGUCCCUGUCCCAACUGUUUUAAAACAUACUUUCAACAUUUUGUUAUGAUGUAUUUGCACCAUUUGGGGGCCUUUGAAUGAUUUGCAAACUAUCAAUUUCUGUUUUUGUUAACAUUAUACUCAGUUUACUAACUUUUUUUGGUCUUUGUGGAUGCACAGCAGGUACUUUCUUUUGAGGAGGUUAUUUAAUAUAUCAGAUUGUAAUUGUUAAUUAAAUUGCAACAUUGAAUUUUGAACUGGUCAUCCCCCCAGAGUGUUUGCCGUACAUUUACAACAACAUCAGUUGAAGCAGACGUCGUCUUUUAUCUUCUGACUCAAAACCGAUCCCUUUGCAUUGAAUUUGCACAUCUUCUCUGUGUUUCUAUCAGGAUCUCUACAGGAGGAUAGAUCAGACUCGCCCUGUUCCAUCACUGGAGGACAGCCAGUUUAACUAUGGCUUUAACUCCCAGUACCUGCAGAAGGUGGUCUCUUACUGGAGAAACGACUUUGACUGGAAGAGACAAGUGGAUAAGUUAAAUCAAUACCCACACUUCAAAACAAGCAUCGAAGGUGAGGCCACACAGCCAUUAGAGUAUUAUUAGAUUAAAAAUCUUGCUUUAUUAAAACUGUCCCCAUAUUAUUACAAUGUUAUCCAGGUAUUGAUAUCCAUUACCUCCAUGUGAAGCCCAAGAAAGUGCCGGAGGGAGUGACUCCUCUUCCUCUGAUAAUGGUUCACGGCUGGCCUGGAUCCUUCUAUGAGUUCUAUGGGUUGAUCCCUCUGCUGACAGAACCAGCAGACCCAAAUGACCUUGUGUUUGAGGUGGUGUGUCCUUCUAUACCAGGCUAUGGUUUUUCAGAAGCAUCCUGUAAGAAAGGUAAGCGUGUAAACGAGUAAGUUGGACACAUAGAAAUACAUUUUCAAAAUCCAAUAUAUCUUCUUUAUGUUUGCAUGUGUGUGUUUUCUGUCUGUAGGGUUUGACUCAGUUUGUGCAGCACGCAUUUUCCUCAAGUUAAUGAAGCGACUGGGCUUCCAGCAGUUCUACGCUCAAGGAGGAGACUGGGGCUGGCUGAUCACCACCAAUAUGGCCCAGCUUGAGCCUAAGUAAGACAAAUAUAUCCAUCUGACUUAUUCUUGUCGUUUGCCAUUAAGUCUUUUCAGCUGUGAGUUCAAAGUACUGCUGUGAAAUUACGCAUUGACUUAUUGUUUUAAUCAUAAUCACAACCCAUGACUUUUUUUUUUUAAACUUUCUUUUCAUUGAUCUUCUUUAACACACCUGAUUCAAAUUAUCAGCUCGUUAUCAAGCUCUGGAAUGGCUUGAUAACGAGCUGAUCAUUUGAAUCAGGUGUGUUGGAGCAGGGAAACAUCCAAAACAGGCAGGACAGGGGGGCUGGAGGACUGGACUUGAGAACCACUGCUCUACAGUUUGAUCUUUUUUCCUUGUCAGUGUGAAUGUCUUCAUCCCGUCGUUUUAAUGUAUUCGGUCCAUUUUUCCCAUUUCCGGCAACAUUGAUCUUCUUGAGUCCUUAUUCUAUAAGUCAGUCGUUCCAAAGUUUAUAUUUCGUUGAUAAUUUUCAACCAGUCUUCCUGUGACAGUGGGUCCGCCCUAGACCAUUUUCCUGUCAUCGCCUUUUUACAGGCUGCUAACAUAAUUUUCAAUAUGUGUCUAUCUUCCUUCAGAACAACAUUUCCUGUAGUGAUUCAAGAUAUAAAAAUGUACAAGACUUGGAUACAGCAUAACCCAAAAUUUAACCUAUAACCACAUAAACAGCUUCCCAAAAUUUUGUGAUUUUAGGACAGAGUCAGAACACAUGUGAAUGGUACUGAAGUGUGUUUACUCCUAAUUUUGGGUGUUAUAAAAAGUCUACUAAGAUUUUUCCAACAGUGUAGUCUCCAGACACGGGAUGAUGUUGUUGUCUGCUGUAUUCUCCAAAUAUGUGACCAUUCAUCGUCAGAUAUGUUCACACCCAGUUCUCUCUGCCAUCUCAGUUUUACAUAUGUCCCCUCCAUUAUAUGCCCAUAAAUUGUAGAGAUUAUUCCAAAUUUCCUAGCGUUGUAAGCUUCGGUUAUGGUUUUGAUUAUUGAAUUUUUGUCCAGAUCUCCUUGUUGAAUAAGUCCCUUAUCUGCAAAUAUCUGAAAUGGUCUUCAUUACUUAAAUCAUAUUUUUGUUUAAUCUCCUGGAAGCUCAAGAAAUUCCCAUUUUUAAUUACUGUACAUAUUGCUGUUAAUCCGUUAGGAAUCCAUUGUUUAAAUCUUUGGUCAAACUUGGAAGUUUUUAUUUCUAAUACUGACUGAGUUAAGACUGUUUAAAAAUGUGGGAUUUGACCAGUUUUAAGAAACAUCAAGGUGCGUCCUAAAAGUUAGGAUUGAAAUGUGAUAAUUUAUGUAUUCCUGGUCACUCUUUGGAAAUGCUUUGAUGCGUUUUGUAAAUACCACAUAACCCGUGCCUUUUUAUUUCCAGCACAGUCAAAGGUCUACAUGUGAACUUCGCCCCUCCCUCCAAGCCAGGACUGUCCGUGACUUUAUCCCUCAUGCUCGGUCGACGCUUCCCUAAGCUGUUUGGCUUCACUGAUGUGGAUGUUCAGCGCCUCUUCCCAUGCAUGGAGAAGCUGCUGGUGGAAUCCAUUAAAGAGAGUGGCUACAUGCACAUUCAGGCCACCAAACCAGACACUGUUGGUAAGGAAACAAAUUUGCAGAGUGGGAUAAAAGCAUAAAUGCGUUCUUGGGGUUUUGUGGCUUAGUGUGUACACUUUGAUUCGAAACUCCCCCUACAGGUCGAGGACUGAAUGAUUCUCCUGUGGGUCUGGCGACUUACAUUCUGGAGAAGUUCUCCACUUGGACGAGCCAUGACUUCAGGAACCUGGAAGAUGGUGGACUCACCAGGUAAAGAAAACAAGUUACUUUAUUUAUGCAGCCCAUUGGGUAUCACAAAGACAAUGUCAAAGGAGACCUAAAUUAUUUGGCAGAUUACCUCUGAUAGUUGAAGAAGAUAUUGACUUUUUUGUUGAUUCAGGUGCCGGAUAGCUAAACCCUCUCUGUUGUUUGUGUUUUGCCUUGUAGAAAGUUCUCUCUGGACGAUCUGCUGACUAAUGUGAUGAUCUAUUGGACGUCUGGCUGCAUCAUCUCUUCUAUGAGGUUCUAUAAGGAAAACUUUCGCCAAGGCCUGGACCAGCCUCACUCUAAGUAGGUGACGAAUUCAUAUCGCUAAAUCAAAAUGGAUGUUUUUACCACUUUACUGGUCACACACUCUUUCAAGUCAAACAGGGAGGUACCAUUAUUUUAUGAAAAUGAAAUUAAUAUAAAUUUCAAUAAACUGCAAUUACACUAGGAUAGGCUUCGAUAGCAAGGUCACAUGACUUCAAAGCUAGUGUUCAAUGAUAAUUAUGAGCAAAAAAUUUGUCAGCGACCUUUUAUCUACGGCAAAGACAAUUAGAAACUGGGAGUAAAAUGGAAAAGCAACUUCUUAUAUCCUACAACUUUCCCUAUCAGUCGGAAAACAUCAAACAACACAUGAAAUAGUAAUAAUUUCCACUUCUGCUCCAAAAAGAAGAUAUUACCUGAUGUUAAUAAAGUCUAUAAUCCCUUGAAUAGAUGAAAAACAUCCAAUUUAGUUUAGUCACAAAUGAGCUUUUUAGCAUCUCGCUGAGAUAAAAAAAAAAAAAAAAACAGGUGUUUCUGUACUGGCUAUAUUUUCUGCUCAUAAUCACAGACAAACUGCUCUUUUUCUAAGCAUCAACAUUGCAUUUCCAACACUACUCUGAAUGUAUCAUCUCUGUUUUAUUUCUGUGUUAUGGUGCUUGUUCACCCUUCCAUUACUGCACACUCCAAAGUUUCAUAUCACAAUGCUGUGAACGCUCUUACGCUGAGUCUGCAGAAAUGCUCGCUACCAGAAAGGGUGCAAGAAGCUCUCUAAAGCCUGCCAGAGACCCUUCAUGCACUUGACUGUUUGACAGUGAGCUAGCCCUAAGCCCUAAUGUGCCUUAAAGGGCUGGUAGGGGAGAGUGGGGUAAGAUGAGCCAUUUUUCAUAUUUCAGAUCACUGCAUCAAGGCAAUCAUAGUUUUGUCUCUAACUAGUGUAUCUGCAUAUAUUUUAACAUGUUGUGCAUCCCUGUAAACCAACAGAAUGAGUGUAAACAUGACUAUCUUGAUAAUAUAGCAUGCCAAACUUUGGCUCAACUUACUCCACUCUACCCUAUAAUACAAAAAUUGCAAAGUUACAAAGUUUGGUGUAUUUUUUCAUAAUCCUAGAAAAUAUAUGUAAACUCCUCAAAUCACCGACAUGCGUGAGAAAAUACGAGACCAUAAUUUAUGUGCGAGAUUUACUGAAAUUCUUACUUAACCUUUCAACCCUGAAUAAACCAGCGUGUUUAAAAAGCGCACUUCUUUUAUAAUGUCAGUGGUUCUCAGUGAGACACAAACCUAUGACGUGAUAAAAGAAAUACAACAUCACCAGACUGCAUCUAAGGCUGACACCUGAUCUUGUUUUUGCAGGAUACCAGUGUACGUCCCCACCGGCUACGCCUGCUUCCCUAAUGAGCUUAUGCACACCCCUAAGCUCUGGGUCAAACAGAAAUACCGGAAACUUGUGUCCUACACUUACAUGGCCAGGGGUGGUCACUUUGCUGCCAUGGAAGAGCCCCAGCUGAUGGCUGAGGACAUCCAGAAGUUUAUCAAGAUGGUGGAAAAGAAGAAGAAAAAGUAGUGUAGUCAUGAAAAGGUGAAAGAAGUAAAGUAAUGAAAGUUUUAAUAAGCAGAUGUCUAAAUGAACAGAAGUGAACUGUAAAAGGAUAAGACAGCAUUGUGAUUAUUGACAAUGAAGGAAGCACUGUGUUUCUCUCUGAGUCUGAUCAAUGAUUCAGUUAAAGCUCAAUCAUACUCGUAUAUCGAAGCAGUUAUAUCCAGCAUCAAUAUAGUCUGUGAACUUGAUGUCAUCUGUUCUCAACCUGCUGCAGUUACAGGUUAGGAACCAGGACGCAUCAUCCAUUCAGUCUUUUUCCUCCUGCUCCUCAAAGAGUUUCUGUCCUCUGUGAAUCUUCUUCUAUCAUUUAACACUUUACCAACCAGUUUAAGGACACUUACCGCUUUCACGGCCCAGAUAAGAAGCCAGACAUUCCUCUGACUGAAUCAAACACCAGCUAUGCUAAACAUGACUGCUUUUAACUUUGGAGUUGAUAUACUUUGAAUGAAUUUUGAACUAAUUUGAAAGCCAUUGUAGUUUAGAGUUAAUUAAUCUACCAUAGCAUUACUGCAGAUAAGAGAUUGAUUCCCCCUCUUGGUGAAAAAGUGCCUUAUUGCUGCAUCCUCAGCAGGGGGUGACUUAGAUAAAGUCAGAUCUCAUACCUAUGGUGCUGAAUUAGAGGUUUUAAAUCAAGAGUCCUCCCACCAAAUGAUAAUAACAUAGUAGCUAUGACCUCUUAUUCAAUAUACUGAUGUGUUAGUCUGUACUGCACUGCCUAUACCACUGCUGCCUUUGACUUAUUUGCCCAUGAUUGUAAAAUGCAGUGUUACAAUAUAUCCUGUUGGCUCAUUUUGAUUGCUUCAAAGCAGAUAAGCACUUAGUACUUGCUGUUUCUUUUACAUUUUAAUUGCAUAUGUAAAAAUCUUUCAAUAUAACCGUAUGAAGUUGAAUGUGAUCUAUAAUGCUGCUGUGAAAACAAGACAACUCCAAGGCACUCUCUUUAAUAAAGAGCAAUAAUGUCUUAAUUUCCAUAGCCAGGUGUCUAAAUAUAUAACCUCCACCAGGUGGCGUUGUUUUGGACAAAGUGAAUUUAGGGCUGAGCGGUUACAACGAGAUUUCUGAACAGCUAAGGCUGCGUUUACACUCUAGGCAAGUGGAGGGGUGUAUAUGGAACCAGUAUAGAGGAAUUUCUUAUGGGCCCGUACCCUGCGUUGGUAACUGUUAAUCAUGUUAUCUUUGUGGGCCCCUAAACUAUUAGGGCACCAGUUUGCUUCAGAGUCUAAAUACCCCUUUUUCUCCCCAAUUUGACACCUCUGGUCCUGGGUCAUGCUAGCAAGAGUAGAGCAGCAGGUUAAAGGUGGAACCUACAGAACCUGCACCUACAGAAACUUACGUGCCAAAACCGGACGUCAAUUUUGGGGAGCUAUUUGGACUCUUAAAAUGUAGAUUCAGAACAGCAUCAGGUAUUGUGCAGAACUUCUUUGCAACCAGUAUAAGUACUUACAGGGACACCACAAAACCAUAUGUGAUAGUUUAUUGGCUUAAAGGAAUAUUCUGGGAUCAAAUUAAUUUAGGGUCACAUAUGAAGAUGGCAGCUCAGUAAAAGGAUGAGGCUUUAAUGUUCAAAACACUUAAAUUUGCCGUCGCAUUGUGCAAAAUAAUCACUAAUCAUCAAUUGGUCUAAUUUAAAAUCUUGUGUUAUAUGUGUCACAGUGGUGUGUAGCUUGGGCCCUUUUACCCUCAAUAGAUAGUACAUGUACUUGGUUAACUCCAGGGAAAGCCAUCGACCUUGAUGGCCUAGCCUGUGUCUGUUGUAGGAGAGAAGACUAAACAAUGAAUCUUAUCAGCCGACAGUUAUCUCGAGUUAGGAGGUGUUUCUCUUUAUGAACAUUUUUCCUUCUGGGCCAAAGUUUAAGUCAAUCUUGGUUGUACCCUGUACGUGAUACACAGUUGACCCCUUUUGGAAAAUAAAAAGAUGGUGUCCUCAGAUUUCCUCUCCAGUAUGAGUUACAGUAUUUAAGUGUCACUAAGUAGACAUUUAUUUAUCAUUGAGGAACCACAUUGUGGACUUUUUCAGGGUGAUGUUUGUUGAAAAUACACACGUCACUGGUAACACACAGUGGCAAAUUUUUGUUUGAAUAAAAACUUAGCGCUAUAGAAAGUGAGUGACAGAUCAGGUUCAGAUUUCACUGCUUUGUUGUUUCCACUCUCAGGUGGGCGUUACUGAUGGGAAUUUUUGGUCUCGCACAGUUUUUAAAAUAUCAUCAUACAUGUUGAUCUGAGGUCCAGUCCCGUGGGAAACCAGAUUUUACUUCUUUUUAUAUGUCAAACACAGGAAAUAAAAACUGGAUGCAGAUAUUUUCAUGCCCUAAGCAAAAGUAAAAUCCCCUGCAGUGAGUUUAGCUUUCAUUAAAAAACAAUCUUUUCAAUUAUAACAUUAUAUAACAAAUGUUAGCCGAAACAAUAAUUUCAUUUACUUUUUAAUCCAACACUGUAACUUGAUAAUAUAACGCUGCUAACCAUGUCAAGAAAAUGAGCUCUUGAGAGGGUUAUUUUGUGUUGACUAAAAAGAGAUCAUCAGUCUUACAAAACAACUUCAUUAGAUUAAAAUAAGAUGAAUAAUGUCUCGUAUACAAAAAGGCUACAUUUUCUGUCAUCUGUCUGCUUUUUAUUUUUUUUUAACAUGGUAAAAACAGCAGGCUGAAAACAAGUUUACCAGGAUAGUUUUAGAAGUUUUUCAUCUGAGAAAAACAUUACAUUUUUUAUCUUUAAUUCAACACAAUGUGUCACAACCAUACAGUCUAUUGUUGUAACUUGUUUUUUAAAGUGCAUCAAUAAUGUAAAAUUCAUCAGAGAGAAAGUUAAAAUGCUUUCAGCUCUUGAAGGAGACAGGUUGGCACUUUACUUCUCUCUCGUGGUCAGAAAUAUGACUUACAAGGAACAUUUUUUCAUGUAUAUCUUUCUACAGAAAACUACAUAAAAACCUUUUUUGUUCAAAAACAGAAACUACAGUAAAAUCAAUUCUGUACAUACAACAUACAUCAUUUCAUAGUAAUAAAUAAUUUGACAUGCAUUGCAUCGUGUUGUUGCUAGUCCUCCAGUGAAUACAAAAAUAAAAAUCUUCAAUUAACAUUAAA